UAUUUUGGCAGUUUUAAACAGGAAAUGUGUAGUGCGUAGCCGUAACCUCGGCUGAUACCGAUUUUUCAGAUCAAAGUCCAUCAAAAAAUAUGUAAAAUCGUGAUUAACUUGAAUCUCUGUCCUUAAUCACUGGAAGAGAUUCAUAAGAUUGUUGGAAUUGACCGGAAAAAGUGGAACAAAUUUGGAAAUGGCAGGAGUGGGUCCAAGUUCGCAGACCUCCGUUUCAGACUUGACAACACGAUCAAAGCAGAAGAUCAUUUAUGUUACCUACCUCAUAGCUGCGCUGGACAUAACAUGGAUGUUUUUACAGUUUUCUGUUACUCCUUAUUUGGCCAGGAAACUGGGCUUUGACACCCUCUGGUUCGGUUAUUUGCAAACUAUGGUCGGUGUCAUUCAGCUUCUUGGGGGACCUCUGUUUGGCAGGUUUGCAGACCUGGCAGGAGCGCGGGCAGCAUUGGGUCUGUCCUGCGCUGCAUCUGUCCUUUACUUUCUCUUGUUAGCAAUCGCUGACAAUCCUCUCAUGCUUUUCAUCCACAAACUCCCUGCUGCCUUCAUGCAUGUCCUACCCGGGGCCCAGAUGAUUGUAACAGACCUAACGGAGCCAGAGUGCAGGGCGGACGCUCUGGCCAAACUAGGAAUAUGUUUUGGCAUCGGCAUGAUUGCCGGCUCCACUUUGGGUGGUUCCCUCAGCACUCAUUAUGGGGAAACCUUCACCGCCUGCGUUGCUGCCUCUGGGAGUUUCGUCAGCUUAGUCUUAGUUUGGAAGUUUAUCCCCAAAAACACAAAACCACAAGCUCAAGGUGACAAAACUGAUGGAGAGCUUCGUGAAAAAAACAUCUUUAAUUUGCGUGAGAUAACUAGACUGAUGAGGUUUCCCAAUGUGACUAAAACAUUCACAAUAAAGAUAAUCUCAGGUUUGCCAGCAGGUAUUUUUCAGGUCAUGUUUUCCGUAAUUGCAAUCAACUUCUUCCAGCUGCAGCCUGAGCAGAAUGGGUACCUGAUGGCCUACUUUGGGCUGAUGCAGAUGGGAAUCCAAGGAGUCAUCAUUGGCCCUCUGACUGCAAAGUAUUCUGAAAACAUCCUUCUUCUUCUCUCUGUCAGCAUCUCAAGUUUAGUCGGCCUGGCUCAGGCGUACAUGAUGAACGUAUUCCAGUUCUGUUUCAUCGCCGCACCCAUGAUGUUCUCUCUCAGUGUGUUCAAUGUCAUCACGGACAGCAUGCUCACGAAGAGUGUGCCUUCCUCCGACACUGGCACCAUGCUGGGGCUGUGCGCGUCAGUGCAGUCUUUGCUGCGCACGGUUGGACCAACGAUAGGAGGCUUCCUGUACCACAACUACGGCGUAUCUUCUUUUGGCUUUAUUCAGUUUGUAGUGAACGUUGUGGUGUUAAUGUUUCUGCUUAGAGAUUUUGCCAGCGGUAAAAAAAAUCACAGAGCGUGAGAUACUGUAGUUAUAUACAAUAUAAUAGUAACUAGUUAUUGUUGAGGCUAUAUCUGAUAAGAUGCGUUUAUCUUCAUGUCUGUAAUAUAUAUAUAUAUAUAUAUAUAGUAUACACUUGUAGUGCCAUUUAGUUCACUUAAGCACUGAAGUUAAGAUAAAGUCAGAGAAAAGUUGUUUGUAUUAAGACCUGAUAACUGCAUAAACCAAACAUUGGCCAAGCCAUCUUGAAUUUGAACUUACCUACUAAAAGAUCUUAACAUAGGUUAGAUUCAUGUGGCUUUAACGCAAUUUCAAUAAAACGUUUUAUAGAACUUUCUUUCUUUCAAAGUGCUUGCCUUUAGUUUGAUAUGAGAGAACUAUAAAUACACUAUAUAAACAACUAAACUUAAACUGUGGCUGAGUGCAGUUGAACAUACUGUAAAUGUCUGGUGGAAAGAUGGUUGGUCUUCAGGAAGGAUGCUCCUGAUUGGUGGACAGAUGGUUGAUUUUCAAGAAGGAUUCCCCAUCUUCACAGAUUUCCUAGAAGUGACCAGCAAAUUCUGGAAGUAACCAGCAGGGUUAGGAUAUUAAACUUUCUUGAGUAACCUCCCCAAAGACCUUCUGCAUAGAUUCCAAUCCAAAUUGUGUGUGCAAACAGUUGCUUUUUUAAGUUGUUACAUCAUCCAAUCAGUCCAUCUGAUUUAUACAGCUGCCUUAAUAAGUACACUUAAUGCUCAACAUAACCCUAACCCUCUCUGACUGAGAUCAUCCCAUGGAGCACUUUCCAAGUUGUUUUUGUCUGACUGCAGAAUUCUAACCUCAGAGUCACUGUCAAAUAUUGUGGGCAAGAGUUAAAUAUCACGUUA
This is a messenger RNA of Hypomesus transpacificus, 2283 nucleotides long. RefSeq names its product solute carrier family 22 member 18 (gene slc67a1). Lineage: Eukaryota; Metazoa; Chordata; Actinopteri; Osmeriformes; Osmeridae. The transcript has 11 exons. Bases 188 to 1438 code for a protein of 416 amino acids. Gene Ontology annotation, molecular function: transmembrane transporter activity. The record is from RefSeq and is a predicted model, not a curated record. Gene Ontology annotation, biological process: transmembrane transport.